AUGGCUCUCCUGGAGAAAGGGAACCACACUGCAGUGACAGAGUUCAUUUUAUUGGGAUUGACAGAUGACCCAGUCCUUAAACUCAUCCUCUUCACCAUCAUCCUGUGCAUCUACCUGGUGACUGUGUCUGGGAACCUCAGCACCAUCCUUCUCAUCAAAGUCUCGUCCCAGCUCCAUCACCCCAUGUACUUUUUUCUGAGUCACUUGGCUUCUACUGACAUAGGCUACUCAUCUUCUGUCACACCCAAUAUGCUUGUCAACUUCCUGGUAAAUCAAAGUACCAUCUCAUAUCUUGGAUGCUUUAUACAGUUUAGCUCAGCUGCUUUUUUUGGGGCAAUUGAAUGUUUCCUUCUGGCUGCCAUGGCUUAUGAUCGCUUCGUAGCAAUUUGCAAUCCACUUCUUUAUUCAACCAAAAUGUCCACACAAGUCUGCACCCUGUUGGUUGUAGGAUCUUACAUAGGCGGUUUCCUUAAUUCUUCCUCCUUUGCCCUUUCCUUUCUUUCUUUUGUUUUCUGUGGACCAAACAGAAUCAAUCACUUUUACUGUGAUUUUGCUCCUUUAGUGGAACUCUCCUGUUCUGAUGUCAGUGUCUCUGCAGUUGUUACCUCUUUUUCUGCUGCAUCAGUAACCAUGAUCACAGUCCUUGUCAUAGCUGUCUCCUACACCUACAUCCUCAUCACCAUCCUGAAGAUGCGCUCCACUGAGGGCCGCCAGAAGGCCUUCUCCACCUGCACCUCCCACCUCACUGCUGUCACUCUGUUCUAUGGGACCAUCACCUUCAUCUAUGUGAUGCCCAAUUCCAACUACUCCACAGACCAGAACAAGGUGUUGUCUGUAUUCUACAUGGUGGUGAUCCCCAUGUUGAACCCCCUCAUUUACAGCCUCAGGAAUAAUGAAAUUAAGGGUGCUCUGAAGAGACAGCUUCAUAAGAAAAUAUUUUCUUAG
Molecule: messenger RNA, 945 nt
Organism: Microtus oregoni (creeping vole)
Lineage: Eukaryota; Metazoa; Chordata; Mammalia; Rodentia; Cricetidae
Product: olfactory receptor 484
Exons: 1
Coding region: 1-945 (314 amino acids)
Biological process (GO): sensory perception of smell; G protein-coupled receptor signaling pathway
Cellular component (GO): membrane
Molecular function (GO): odorant binding; olfactory receptor activity; G protein-coupled receptor activity
Source: RefSeq, a predicted model, not a curated record